Messenger RNA from Uranotaenia lowii, 2019 nucleotides. Its product is annotated as zinc finger protein ZFP2-like. NCBI's taxonomy places the organism in Eukaryota, Metazoa, Arthropoda, Insecta, Diptera, Culicidae. The record is from RefSeq and is a predicted model, not a curated record. Gene Ontology annotation, molecular function: RNA polymerase II cis-regulatory region sequence-specific DNA binding; DNA-binding transcription factor activity, RNA polymerase II-specific. Gene Ontology annotation, biological process: regulation of DNA-templated transcription. The transcript has 6 exons. The coding region runs from base 143 to 1906 and encodes 587 amino acids.
GAUUGACGUUUCGAAAGUUCGGCGAAAGUUUUCUUCAGGUUGAUGAAAACAAAAUUAUUUUAUUUUUAAGAAGAUAAACUUGUGCUAAUUUGUUGGAAAGUUCUGCAAAAGUUUCGUUUUAAGAAGAGUGUGAGUAUUAAAAAUGGCGACAGUAUUUCAAGACUCGUGGACGCUCGAUGAUCCGUUCAGUGUUUGGGUCCAGCGGGUGGAAAACAAACCAAACUAUGCAGCAUGCUCGUUCUGCGAAUAUGAAUUCGCACUGAGUAACAUGGGGAGACAAGCGCUCGUUAGCCAUGCUAAGUCGAAGAGACACAUUCAGAGUGUAGCAUACCCUCCGAAGAUUUCAACGCCUUCGUUUGAGACGAACUUUAUCGAAGCUGCGCUCAUGGACUCGCUGAGAAACGUUGCGGAGCCAAUGCCGGUUCCAAAACAGCGAGGUCGGAAGAAAACAAUCGUUACGCUGGAUUCCAUUAAAAAAGAGCUCUCCUUCGAGUGUGAGUUGUGCAAAAAGCGGUUCCGAAAACGGGCAGAUUAUUUUCAGCACAAACAGACCCACGGGGAACCGUUACCAUGUGAUAUGUGUAGCGAGGUUUUCUUCAAGCCAUGGGAUUUGAACAAACAUAAAGCCGAGAAGCAUAAUGACGCAGUCGUUCGCGAAUGUGAAGUUUGUAGUAAAACGUUUAUAGAAAAUUGGAAACUGAUGCGGCACAUGCGGACUCAUACUGGCGAGAAAAAUUUCGAAUGUGAAGAGUGUGGAAAACAAUUUACUGAGAGUGGAAAUCUAACGAAACAUAUAAAACAAGUACACUCAAAAGAUCGGCCUUUCGUAUGUGAGAUAUGCGACAAAAGUUUUCCACAAAAGAAAGAUCUACAAGGACACAUGCUAACUCACGCGGAAAAGCGGUUUUCGUGUAAAGUUUGCGAGAUAAAGUUUAGUCUAAGGAGCGAACGGUCUAGCCAUAUGCGGGAGUGUCAUCCUAGUGAAGCCUAUCCCAAGGAAAAAGCCGGAAAAGCCCUUACCUGUUCAACGUGUGGUGAGGUAUUUCAUGCGAUUACUAAAUUUUCCAAUCACAUGCUGCUGCAUGGAGAGCGUGUGAUGCACUGUACUGCGUGUCCGAAAAAGUUUCACACCUACGCAAGACUUCAAAAGCAUAUGCGCGCCCAUCGGGCUGAAGAACACUCAAAGUGUUCAAUAUGUGACAAAACAUUUUCGCAAGAGUGCAAUCUUAAAAGGCACAUCAGUGGAAUGCACAUGAAAGAUGGUCGCUACUUUUGCAUGUGUUGCCCGCUUAUGUUCGAUUUUCCCGAGGAACUGCGAGCGCAUCGUGAAGCUAACCAUCUCAAUGAGCUGGAAUACAAAUGUACCAUCUGCGAGAAGGCAUUUGCAACGAACCAGAGUUUUGCUAUUCACAAAAAGCGGCAUGCUGAAAAUCCUGAGCACCAUCUAAGGCAGUUUGUCAGUGAGGAGUCCCUUAAGCUUGUAAAGGGUUCUAAGCUGAAAAUUAGAAAACAAGUAAAGAGAAAACCUAGAGUGAACAAAAAAUCACAACAAACAGAAGUUUUAGAUUCCAAACUGCCAAUUAAGAAGCAAAUCAAAAGAAAACCUAGAGUCAAUAAGAAGCUACAAAAACUGAAGGCUUCAAAUUCCAACCAAGAUGAUUUGCUGGUGCCUCUGAAAGGUAAAAGAGGUCGGCCACGUAAAAUUCGACCCGGUGCAGAAAGUGAGGCCAAAGAAGACAGUAGAACGCCUAGAAUCGAAGAAACUUCAGGAAUUGCUACCGAGGUUAAGCAUGAACCAACUGAAAGUGAUGUCAGUUCUCCAGUACUGGAAAAGCCAAAUGCUGGAAUCACCACAGCUGAAAGCUUAGUCAGCGAUAUCAAAAUCGAAGCGGUUCAGAUCAAUUGAGGAUGAAAUAUUUUACCAAAAAACACAAAUUUGAAAGGAAAACACUUUUUGGUAUGAAAUAGAUCAUUUUUCUACUUCAGUUUCUUUCCUUUCCAUCGUUUUCUAGCUGUCAG